This is a messenger RNA of Penicillium argentinense, 1350 nucleotides long. RefSeq lists its product as uncharacterized. The record is from RefSeq and is a predicted model, not a curated record. Gene Ontology annotation, biological process: regulatory ncRNA-mediated gene silencing. The transcript has 5 exons. The coding region runs from base 1 to 1350 and encodes 449 amino acids. NCBI's taxonomy places the organism in Eukaryota, Fungi, Ascomycota, Eurotiomycetes, Eurotiales, Aspergillaceae. Gene Ontology annotation, cellular component: ARC complex.
AUGGGAAAUCAGAAGCGCCCUCGCAGCAAGCGCGGACAGCAGGGCAAGCCUACCGGGUUUGAAGAAUAUUUUUGCGACGGCCCCAUGACUCCGAUGGACCACGCUGAGAUAACCAAGCUAUAUGACUCGAAACGGCCAUUUAUCAGCCGAUUGGAAGAUGCUCUCAUGCGAUUCCAGAACAAGCGCCGCAUCGUAUCGGAGCGUAUGAAUGUUUUCCAGAAAUACUUGCAGUAUGGCGGAGUCAGCAUUGGGCCAAACUACGGCACUGGUGUGACUAAACAGGAAGUGAAAGCCAUGAGCCCCGAGGAUGCUAUGAAGGCGCGAACCGAGACUGCCGUUGAGAAGUCACGCGCAAACCUGGAAGUCAACUUCGACAAGGUGCUGCGAGGGUUCCUGAGCUCUUUUUUUAUCAGUCAUUUCAACCCAGAUACUAAGGCUGAUAUUGAGCUUGCAACAGUCACCAUCAAGAACUUCUACACCUAUCUGCUCUAUCAAAAUGUCUGUCCGGAGCACGAGGAGGAUAUUCUGCGAGCCAGGGUUACCUGCGACCUUGCAACUGCAGAGCUGUGGAAGAACGUCCAGCUUGUACAUGAAGCCCCGGGUCCCUUCAACAGAUGCUGCUCAACGCUUUUCGGUGGGUACUAUUUCGGAUCUUCGUGGAAUGACUUGGGAAAGCCCGACGACAGUUUGGAUCAUAUCCAGGCCCUGACGAUCCAGGUCGCUCACAAGGUUGUGAAGUAUGCCAUCGUGGGCGCCGGUUCUCAUGAACAAGCUACGCGUUUUAAAGAAAUGGCCAAUGAAAACACACUCACCAGCAUGAAAGUGGAGGAUAUCGAUGGCUUCGAGGUUGUGGAAGUCCUUCGGCCUGAUGACAAUGCUCGUGAUUUCUACAAUGCAUACGCAUUGGAUCUGCUUCCUGUGGGCAAAGUUCGCGCCAGGUCCUACCGGGAUCCCGCAAAGCCGCAGAUUGACAUGUCUGCCGAGGAGCGACAGGACUGGGAAAAGGGCAACGGACCGCAGUAUGACUUUGAAUUCUUCGUGGAGGCCAACCUUCUGGAGCUCUGCUACCCUGGACUGAAGGUGAUCACCUCCGUGUGGGAACUCAAUUGCGAUGUGUACUAUUUCGAUGAGAUCAUGACGACUUACCCGAGCUUUUACACCGUGAUUGCAAACGAUCUGAUGUUGAAUUGGAAAUGGCCGAAGAAGAUCAACAGGACGAAGUCGCAGCCAGACGAUGAAAUUCAAAAAUCCGUCAAAGAGGCAGUGGAUAAGAUCCUGGUAACUGGAGAAGCAGCUCAGAGUGCCAAGAAAGAGGACUCUGAUUCCGAUUCUGAUGAUGACGACUAUUGA